Trichomycterus rosablanca is the source of this 6589-nucleotide messenger RNA. RefSeq names its product myosin VIIAb (gene myo7ab). Gene Ontology annotation, molecular function: protein binding; cytoskeletal motor activity; ATP binding. Lineage: Eukaryota; Metazoa; Chordata; Actinopteri; Siluriformes; Trichomycteridae. Gene Ontology annotation, cellular component: cytoskeleton; myosin complex. The transcript has 47 exons. The coding region runs from base 1 to 6507 and encodes 2168 amino acids. The record is from RefSeq and is a predicted model, not a curated record.
AUGGUCAUUCUGCAGCAGGGGGACUAUGUGUGGCUGGACCUGAAGAAAGGUGGCCAGUUUGACGUUCCAGUCGGAGCUGUGGUCAAGCUCUGCGAUUCGGGUCAGAUCCUGGUGCUGGAUGAUGAGGGUCAGGAGCGCUGGAUCUCACCUCAGAAUGCCAUUAACAUAAAGCCCAUGCACCCCACCUCCAUCCACGGAGUGGAGGACAUGAUUCGUCUGGGGGACCUGAACGAGGCCGGCAUCCUUCGAAACCUCUUUAUCCGUUACAACGAACGGGUUAUAUAUACGUACACAGGUUCAAUCCUGGUUGCAGUGAAUCCCUAUCAGCUGCUUCCCAUCUACACGGCGGACCACAUUCGGCUCUACACUAAUAAAAAGAUCACAGAAAUGUCGCCGCACAUCUUCGGCAUCGCUGACAACUGUUACUUCAACAUGCAGAGGAACAAGAGGGACCAGUGCUGCAUCAUCAGUGGUGAGUCUGGAGCCGGGAAGACUGAGAGCACCAAACUCAUCCUGCAGUUCCUGGCGGCGAUCAGUGGACAGCAUUCCUGGAUCGAGCAGCAGGUUCUGGAGGCCAAUCCCAUUCUAGAAGCUUUCGGGAAUGCUAAGACCAUACGCAACGAUAACUCCAGUCGCUUCGGCAAAUACAUCGACAUUUUCUUCAACAAGAGAGGAGCCAUCGAGGGGGCGAAGGUCGAGCAAUACCUGCUGGAGAAAUCACGAGUGUGCAGACAGGCUCCAGAUGAAAGAAACUACCACAUAUUCUACUGCAUGUUGAAGGGCAUGAGUUCUGAUCUCAAGACCAGACUGGGACUAGGCUCGGCUACAGACUACACCUAUUUGACCAUGGGGAGCUGUAUCGAGUGUGACAGUCGGGAUGAUAUGAAGGAGUACUCCAGCAUCCAGUCGGCCAUGAAGGUCCUGAUGUUCACAGUUACUGAGAACUGGGAGAUCUGCAAGCUGCUGGCUGCCAUCCUGCACAUGGGCAAUCUGCGCUUUCAGGCUCAGACAUUUAAACACUUGGACGCUUGUGUAGUGGUCAGCUCGUCCGACCUGAGCAAAGCUGCAAACCUACUGGAGGUGGACCCUGAGGACGUCAGGAUGUGUUUGACCUCUCGUACCCUCAUCACUCGAGGAGAAAGUGUAUCCACUCCACUCAGCGUGGAUCAGGGACUUGAUGUACGAGACGCCUUCGUUAAGGGAAUAUACGGAAGGUUGUUUGUGUGGAUCGUGGACAAAAUCAAUGCUACCAUUUACAGAACCCCAGCGGCUGACCACAGCAGCCGCAGAUCCAUCGGCCUGCUGGACAUCUUCGGCUUUGAGAAUUUCACCACCAACAGUUUUGAGCAGCUGUGCAUCAACUUUGCGAACGAGAACCUGCAGCAGUUCUUCGUGCGUCAUGUGUUUAAGCUGGAGCAGGACGAGUACAACCUGGAAUACAUCAACUGGCAACACAUCGAGUUCACCGACAACCAGGAGGCGCUGGACAUGAUCGCCAACAAACCCAUGAACAUCAUCUCACUCAUCGACGAGGAGAGCAGGUUUCCCAAGGGAACUGACGCCACCAUGCUUCAUAAACUCAACUCCCAACACAAGCUCAGCGUCAACUACAUCCCUCCUAAACACAGUCACGAGAGCCAGUUCGGCAUUCAGCACUUCGCUGGUGUGGUGCACUACGAAACCAAAGGGUUUCUGGAGAAGAACCGUGACAGUCUGCACAGCGACAUCAUCCAGCUGGUUCACUCCUCCAAGAACAAGUUCAUCAAACAGAUCUUUCAGGCGGACGUUGCUAUGGGCAUGGAGACUCGGAAGCGCUCGCCGACUCUGUGCAGUCAGUUUAAACGUUCUCUGGAGCUGCUCAUGAGGACGCUGAGUGUGUGCCAGCCCUUCUUUGUACGCUGCAUCAAACCCAAUGAACUGAAGAAACCGAUGAUGUUUGACAGGGCCUUGUGUGUACGACAGCUGCGGUAUUCAGGAAUGAUGGAGACUAUCCGGAUCCGCAGGGCUGGAUAUCCCAUACGUUACAGCUUCGCAGAAUUCGUGGAUCGUUACAGAGUUUUCAUGCCCGGUGUUAAACCCGCUUACAUACAGGAGGAUCUGCGAGGGUUGUGCCGGAACAUAGCGACUCUGGUUCUGGGUCAAAAUGACGACUGGCGGAUUGGAAAGACAAAGAUUUUCCUUAAGGACCAACAUGACAUGCAGCUGGAGAUUGAGAGGGACAAGACCCUCACCAACAGGGUCAUUUUUAUCCAGAAAUCAGUGCGGGGCAGGAAGGAGAGGAACCGCUACUUAAAGGUCAGACGAUCUGCAGUUCUGAUCCAGAAGAUGUGGAGAGGAUACAUCUGCAGGAGAAACUACAGACUGAUGUGUGUAGGUUUCUUGCGACUGCAGGCGCUCUGGAGGUCCCGAAAGCAUCUCUUGGCCUACAGAAGGACCAGGACGUGUAUCGUACUGCUGCAGGGACGAUGCCAUGGCUACCUGGUGAGGCAGAUGUUCUGGAGAUACCUAAACGCCAUCCGGACCAUCCAGGCUUACGUCCGCGGCAUGAUCGCCCGCAGACUGUACACACAUCUCAGACUAGAGAAUGAACGUAAGCUGGAGGCCGAGCGGCAGCGUCUGCUGGAGGAGGAGAAGCUGAUGAAGCAGAUGACGGCGCGCAGGGCCCGAGCCGAGGCCGAGCGGAUGCACCAGGAUCGCCUGGCCCAGCUGCAGCGGGAGGAGGAGGAGAGACGGCAGGCCGAGGUCGAGGAGGCCCAGAGGAAGAAGGAGCUGCUCAAGCAGAUGGAGAAGGAGAAACAGGAGGUGCUCAGCGAUUCCGAGAUGGUGGACAGGAUGUUCGGAUUUCUGGGGAACCCAAACUCGCUCCUCAGCUUGGAGGGUGAAGCACCGGCUGGAUUCGAGGAUCUGGAGAACGUUCCUAAAGAUCUGGAGGAGGACAGAAUUGAGACUCUGGCUCUCCAGGAUGAGGAGAAGGAGGAUUUAUCUGAGUACAAGUUCGCCAAGUUUGCUGCUACUUACUUCCAGGGAAACACAACUCACACGUACGUGCGGCGGCCACUCAAACAACCACUGCUGUACCAUGAAGAUGAAGGAGACCAACUGGCUGCACUGGCAGUGUGGGUGACGGUCCUGAGGUUCAUGGGAGAUCUGCCCGAGCCCAAAUACCAGCUCAGCAUCAGCGACGGCAGCGAGAAGAUACCCGUCAUGACCAAGAUUUAUGAGACGCUGGGCAAAAGGUCCUACAAGAGGGAACUGCAGAGCCUGCUGGGGGAGGAUGAGAGUUCCAUCACUGACAGAGAAAAGAAAAACAGCAUCCGGCACAAGCUGGUGUCUCUUACACUGAAGAAGAAAUCCAAAAUCACGGAGGUGACCAAACAAUUGAAUGACAGUGAUUACACUUUGCAGGAAAUGCUGGAGAAUCGACCCACUUCCAACCUGGAAAAGCUUCACUUCAUCAUCGGAAACGGGAUCUUGCGACCCACCCUGAGGGAUGAGAUCUACUGUCAGAUCUGUAAGCAGCUGACCCAAAACCCAUCCAAAAGCAGCCACGCCCGAGGAUGGAUCCUGCUCUCACUCUGUGUCGGCUGCUUCGCGCCGUCUGAGAAAUUUCUCAAAUAUUUGCGGACGUUCAUCAGCGCCGGGCCGCCCGGCUACGCUCCGUACUGCGAUGAGAGACUGAGACGAACUUCUGUGAAUAAGACCAGGACUCAGCCUCCCUCGUGGCUCGAGCUGCAGGCCACUAAAUCGAAGAAGCCCAUCAUGCUGCCGGUGACCUUUAUGGACGGCACCACGAAGACGCUGUUGACCGAUUCGGCCACCAUAGCCGCUGAGCUCUGUAACGCUCUGGCAGAUAAGAUUGGACUGCAGGACCGUUUCGGGUUCUCUCUGUACAUCGCUCUGUUCGAUAAGGUGUCGUCCCUCGGUAGCGGAAAGGACCACGUGAUGGAUGCGGUGUCACAGUGUGAGCAGUACGCCAAAGAGCAGGGAGCUCAGGAGCGUAACGCCCCCUGGAGGCUGUUCUUCAGGAAGGAAAUCUUCACCCCAUGGCACAACCCUGCUGAGGACAGUGCAGCCACCAGCCUCAUCUACCAGCAGAUCGUCCGCGGAGUCAAGUUCGGAGAGUACCGCUGUGAUCGGGAGGAGGACUUGGCCGAGCUGGCGUCUCAGCAGUACUACGUCGAGUACGGGACAGAGGUUCAUCACGACCAUCUUCUGACCCUCAUCACCUCCUACAUCCCAGACGGAGAGAUCAGCUCAUCCAAAACCGUGGAGAAAUGGGCACAGGUCAUCACGUCAACCCACAAAAAGGGAAUUUACACACAGAAGAGGUUCGAUCCUCAGAGAGUGAAGGAAGACGUGGUGGAUUUCGCUCGCUUUAAGUGGCCUUUGCUUUUCUCUCGCUUCUACGAGGCCUUCAAAUUCUCAGGACCCAGUCUGCCGAAGAACGACGUGAUAGUGGCAGUGAACUGGACCGGAGUUUACUUUGUGGAUGAAGAAGAGCAAGUUCUCCUGGAGCUCUCUUUCCCAGAGAUCACUGCGGUAUCCAGCAGCAGAGGAGGGAAGCUUCAGGGUCAGAGUUUCACACUGGCAACCAUUAAAGGAGACGAAUACACCUUCACCUCCAACAACGCCGAGGACAUCUGUGACCUGGUGGACACUUUUUUGGAAGGUCUGCGUAAGAGGUCAAAGUUUGUAGUGGCUCUCGAGGACGGCCAUAACCCUGCUGGACACAACUCGUCAUUCCUGACCUUCUCAAAGGGAGAUCUGAUCCUGCUGGAUGAACACACAGGAGAACACGUUCUGACCUCCGGCUGGGCUCACGGGGUGAACGAUAGGACCAAGAGGAGAGGAGACUUCCCCGCGGACUGUGUAUAUGUGCUGCCCACCAUCACCAGACCACAGUAUGAUAUCGUGGCCUUGGUCAGCAUGACUCCAGAUCAGUGUAGAGACUCCAUCAGUUUAUCACAGCUGACCAUUACGGAUGGUGAGGAGAAAGUAAAGCCCUACACCCUGGAGGAGUUUUCUUAUAAUGACUUCAGACAUCCUGCUAAAAGCACCCUGAGUCGUGUGAUUACGAAGGGCAGGGGGAAGGACAAACUGUGGUGCUGCACCAGAGAACCUCUCAAACAACCUCUGCUCAGAAAAGUCCUGAACCAUGAGGAACUCUCACAGGACGCCUGCCUGGCCUUUAUCGCCAUCAUGAAGUACAUGGGCGACUAUCCAGCUAAGAGAAUUCGCUCGGUUAAUGAACUCACUGAUCAGAUCUUCGAGGGAGCGAUGAGGGCUGAACAUCUCAAGGAUGAGAUUUUCUGUCAGAUCAUGAAGCAGCUCACUGAGAACCACGUCACGUACAGUGAGGACAAGGGCUGGGAGUUACUGUGGCUCUGCACUGGACUUUUCCCUCCCAGUAACAUCCUCCUGCCUCACGUUCAGAAGUUCCUACAGUCCAGGAAGCACCAGGCGCUGGCUCCAGACUGCAUGCAGAGACUGCAAAAAGCCCUGCGAAAUGGUCCGAGGAAGUACCCUCCUCACCUGGUGGAAGUGGAAGCCAUUCAGCACAAAACCACACAGAUCUUCCAUAAAGUUUACUUCCCUGAUGAUACAGACGAGGUUUUUGAAGUGGAGUCGAGCACUAAGGCUAAAGAAUUCUGUCUAAACAUCUCCAGCAGAUUGAUGCUCAAAUCAUCCGAAGGUUUCAGCCUGUUUGUCAAGAUUUCCGACAAGGUCAUCAGCGUUCCAGACGGGGAUUUCUUCUUUGAUUUUGUUAGACAUCUGACUGACUGGAUUAAAAAAGCCAAACAUAUAAAGGACGGUGUCGUGCCUUCCCUGACCUAUCAGGUUUAUUUCAUGAAGAAACUCUGGACCAACACUGUGCCGGGCAAAGACGCUGUAGCUGAUACCAUCUUUCACUACUACCAGGAGUUAUCUAAAUACCUGCGUGGUUACCACAAGUGCUCACGUGAAGAGGCCUUCGAGCUUGGAGCCCUGAUUUACCGGGUGAUGUUUGAAGAGGAUAAAUCACAGUUUGCAAAUUUCUCCAAGACACUGAAAGAUCUCGUUCCUCAGGAUCUGAUCCAGCAGCUCUCAGCGGACGAGUGGAAACGCUCCAUCCUGACCUGCUUCAACCAACAUGCUGGGAAAAGUCAACAAGAUGCCAAAGUCACGUUCCUCAAGAUCCUCUCCAAGUGGCCAACUUUUGGAUCAGCUUUCUUUGAAGUCAAACAAGCUUCUGAUCCAAACCUUCCGGAGUUCCUGCUGAUAUCGAUCAACAAGCACGGCGUCGGCCUGAUCGACCCAAAAACGAAGGAGAUCCUGACGACACAUCCCUUCACCAAAAUCUCGAACUGGAGCAGUGGGAACACCUACUUCCACAUCACCAUCGGCAACCUCAUGAGAGGCAGCAAGCUGCUGUGUGAGACGCCGCUGGGCUACAAAAUGGAUGACCUGCUGACCUCCUACAUCAGUCAGAUGAUGAGUACGAUGGCGAAGCACCGCAGUUCCUAUUAAAACAGCAGCACAGACGACGCAACAAAUAAAAAGCCUUUUUUCACUGUUACACAGAAUAACUCCAUUAAAGCCUAACACUGUG